CUGACUCAUCUCUUUGAUGUACUUAAAGGGAAUUCCAAUUUAAAUAGCCCUAGGAAAUUAACUCCGGAAGCACCCCAAAAAUUACAAUGGAUUGAACAAAAAAUUGCUUCCAAUCAGCUUACUUGAAUUAACUCCUUGCUGCCUGUUUCCUUGUUAAUUUUACUGUUACCUCAUUCUCCUGCAGGAAUACUUUGGCAGGCUAAUGGAAUCUUAAAACGGAUAUUUCUUUCCGACAAGCCUUAAAAAAAUUAUAUACAUAUUUAGACAAAACAGGAAUGUUAAUUUUAAAGAGUUGGGACAGACUUAAGGAAAUAACAACCCAAGACCCUGAGACAAUUAUACUACCUCUGUCUCAUGCACAAAUAUCCAUGGCAUAUCGGCAAUGCAUUUCAUGGCAACUUGGAGUUGCAAAUUAUAUAGGUCACAUAGACAACCAUUAUCUUAAAUCCAAAUUAAUUGAAUUUAUCAAAACCACCUCCUUUAUCGUGCCUCGAAUUGUACAGUCAGUACCUGUAAAUGGACCUAAUUAUUUUACAGAUGCCAACAAAUCCAGUUAUUCUGCAUAUUAUGGUCCUACUUCUAAAUGUGUAAAAUCCCCAUAUGCUUCAGUACAAAAGGAUGAACUCUUGACCAUAUUUUUUAUUACUUAAGGAUGUUCCCUCCUCCAUCAAUAUCUUAAAGGAUUCAGCCUAUUCUAAAAAAGUGAUUGAAAACUUGGAAACCGUUAAUAUUUAUUCAGAUGUCUCAGAAUUGUCUGACUUAUUUUUUCAAGUCCAACAUUGUCUCCAACACCGAUCCCAUCCUAUAUACAUUACUUGAGAGACUAAAGAAAAAUUAUCAGGUGUACCCACAACCGCAAGGAAAAGACCCCCCCCCCCCUUCUCCGCCAUUCCUGGAACCAGCCAGGGCGUGCCCGGUUGUGGUUUGACCUAAAGGCGGGAACCAAUCAAGUUCUGCUGAGUGUUCAAAUUUAAAUGUCAACCAAUAACAGCUCUGUAACCGCAAAAAAUCCCUAACUUCCCCAUAACCUGUUUGUGCCUGUCUAUAAAAGUGCUGUAAAAACCUCGCUCGGGGCCUCUUAGCAUCACCAGCAACGAGUGCACAGAGGUCCGGGUUCGAACCUGCAAUAAACGACCCUUGCCGCUUGGCUUUGACUCUGGACUCUGGUGGUUUGUUUUCGGGGGUCUCUCAAAUCAGGGCAUAUCACUUGGGGGCUCGUCCGGGAUCCCCCCCCCCCCAAGCCCACCAGACCCCAAGUCAACGGGUCGUCCGAGACCGAUCGGUAAGUGAGCCGGCUCUGUCCGUUUCUGUCUGUAUAUCGUCUGUUCGUUUCUGGCUCUCUCCCGCAUGGGAUCUGUAUCAGGGACUGACACAGCCCUGGCUGACGCGCUAUAGGGCAGUCAGUCGGGUCCAGUAGGAGACGUCCACUGGCACCCGUCUGGGGCCCCUUUUUGGGCCCGUCGGAAUUCUUCUGUCCGGGUAACAGACACCCGAAACGCGCUAGCGAUCUAUGUGUUGUGUUCUUUAUUCUGUAACCUUUAAGCGUUGACCCCCUUCUCUUUCACAGGUGACCUGGCCUGGCACAACCGGGAAUCCUCCUAAAUUUACUAUCUCUCCUUUCAAUCCUUUUCUCCACCUCCAGGAUACAGAUGGGCCAAUCUCAAAGCACUCCUCUUUCUCUCCUUGUUGCUAGCUUCAGGGAUGUUAGAACCAGAGGACAGAAUUUGAGUCUAGACAUCCAGAGGGGAAAAUUAAUAACCCUCUGCCGCUCCGAAUGGCCAACCUUCAGCGUUGGAUGGCCACACGAAGGAACUUUUUGCCUCCCUAUAAUCGCUAAGGUGAAGUCAAAGAUUUUUCUACCGGGUCGUGAGGGGCACCCGGAUCAGAUUCCCUACAUUCUAGUAUGGCAAGAUUUGGUAGGAAAUCCACCCCCUUGGUUGGCCCCCUUCCUGUCAUCAGGAACAUGUAAGGCCCUUGCCAUGCGGCCCGCAGACCCCCCAAAGCCAAAGACGCCAUCCGCACCCUUGUAUCCCAUAUUGACCGAUAGUCAGGACCUACUAUCCCUAGACCCUCCAUCCUAUCAUCCCCCUCCCCUCGUACCCUGGGCCCUGCCCGCAGCAGCCGCCCCGCCAGUCGCCCCGCUAGUUGCCCCCCCUAGGGGAACCGGGAGGACGGGAAGCGGCAGCUGCGCCGGAACCAGGAGGACGGGAGGCAGCAGCUGCGCCGGGCCCCAUUGAAAACGAAACCAACCACAAGGGGCCAGCCGGCCGAACCCGCGGGCGCACCCAGCGUGAGCCAAACCCUCGCCUCCCCGGCUCCACUGUGGCCCUACCCCUGCGGGAAAUAGGACCCCCAGAUGAAACAGGCAACCCCCGACUCCAGUAUUGGCCCUUUUCCACCAGUGACCUGUACAACUGGAAAACACAGAACGCUCGAUUCUCUGAUAACCCUAAAGACCUAAUAGCUCUUUUAGACAGUGUCAUGUUCACCCACCAGCCCACCUGGGACAACUGUCAGCAGCUCCUCCGCAUCCUGUUCACUACAGAGGAGCGAGAGAGGAUCCAAUUAGAAGCAAGAAAGCUGGUUCCCGGAGACGAUGGUCAGCCGACAUCUAACCCUGACCUCAUUAAUGUGCCUUUCCCCCUAACCAGACCUCCACAGGAUGAAUGGGACUACAACACGGCAGAAGCUGCCGAGACGCCCAAAACCUGCAUCCAGGGAACCGAAGGUCUCCUGCGAACUCUGGGAACCUUAGGUUACCGCGCCUCAGCAAAAAAGGCUCAGAUCUGCAAGUCAGAGGUAACUUACCUGGGUUACUUACUGAAAGGGGGGCAACGCUGGCUAACGGAUGCCCGGAAGGAAACCGUCCUUCGUAUUCCCAGACCGCAGACACCACGACAGGUGAGGGAAUUCCUGGGGUCGGCUGGGUUCUGCAGACUAUGGAUACCAAGGUUUGCUGAACUAGCAAAACCCUUAUACCAGGCAACAAAAGAUCACCAGCCCUUUAGUUGGACGGAAGAAGCCGAACAGGCCUUCCAGCAAAUCAAAACUGCCCUGCUAUCAGCACCUGCCUUGGGACUCCCCGAUGUUUCCAAACCCUUCCACCUAUAUGUAGAUGAGAGCCGGGGCACAGCUAAGGUGGUGCUAACCCAACAUUUGGGGCCCUGGUGCAGGCCAGUCGCUUAUCUAUCUAAGAAGUUAGAUCCAGUGGCCGCCGGAUGGCCACCCUGUCUCCGGAUGAUUGCAGCCACUGCCCUGAUGGUAAAAGACGCUGAUAAGCUGACCAUGGGCCAAGAACUACAAGUCACCACCCCGCACGCCAUCGGAGGCAUCCUCAAACAGCCGCCUGACCGAUGGCUGAGCAAUGCCCGACUCACUCAUUACCAGGGACUGCUACUGAACCCCCACAGGAUCAUCUUCACCCCCCCCCCGAUGGCCCUGAACCCAGCAUCACUGCUGCCAGAUCCAGACAUGGGGACCCCACUUCAUGACUGCACUGACAUACUGGCACAGGUUUAUGGGAUUCGAGAGGACUUGCAGGAUCAGCCAUUAUCAGACGCAGACGCCAUCUGGUUUACCAAUGGAAGCAGCUUCGUUCACCAAGGACAAAGGUAUGCGGGGGCGGCCAUGACUUCAGAGACCGAGGUGGUGUGGGCAGAAGCUCUACCCCCCGGAACCUCGGCCCAGAAGGCUGAGCUAAUAGCCUUAACCCAGGCCCUAAAGUUAGGAAGAGAUCGCAAGCUAACCGUAUACACUGAUAGCCGAUAUGUUUUUGCCACCGCUCAUGUACAUGGGGCGAUACACAGAGAACGGGGGCUCCUCACGGCUGAAGGAAAAGACAUCAAAAAUAAAGAAGAGAUUCUAGCCCUACUAGCAGCCAUAUGGGAACCCAAAAAGCUAGCAAUUGUGCAUUGCCCAGGACAUCAGAAGACAACCGACCCAGUUUCCCAGGGCAACAAUUUGGCCGAUCGGACUGCAAAAAACAUAGCUCGGCCCCCAGCGCAAUUACUGACCCUACAGCUGCCAAGUCCCGGACCCCGGGAAUUGCCCCCCAGCCCUGAGUAUUCAGAAAGCGAUCUUCAAUGGAUGAGUAAACUUCCUAUGACCCGAGUCAAAGAUGGCUGGUGGAGAGACUCCAAGAACAACACUAUACUCCCAGAGAAGCUAGGAUGGCAGGUUGUAGAGCGGAUCCAUCACAGCACCCACCUAGGUUCCCGGCGAAUGUUAGAUUUAAUGAGACAGACUGGACUGAGAAUCAAAAAUGUCUCCGAUAAGGUUGAUCAAGUAGUCACUAAAUGUACUGUGUGCCAACUCAACAAUGCGAGUAGUAAUCCUCAGACAUCAGGGGCAAGACAAAGAGGGAGCAGACCGGGGACCUAUUGGGAAGUAGAUUGCACUGAGGUAAAACCAGGAAAAUAUGGAUAUAAGUAUUUGCUAGUUUUUGUAGAUACCUUUUCAGGAUGGACCGAAGCCUUUCCAACCAAGAAUGAAACGGCACAGAUUGUAGCCAAAAAGAUCCUGGAAGAAAUCCUGCCCAGGUAUGGUUUUCCAGUAAUGAUAGGGUCAGACAAUGGACCUGCAUUCGUCUCUAAGGUAAGUCAGGGACUGGCUUCCAUACUUGGGGUUGAUUGGAAAUUACAUUGUGCAUACCGACCCCAAAGUUCAGGGCAGGUAGAAAGAAUGAACAGAACAUUAAAAGAGACCCUAACCAAAUUGACCAUGGAGACUGGUGCUAAGUGGGUAGUCCUUCUCCCUUAUGCUCUGUUCAGGGUGCGUAACUCCCCAUACAAACUGGGACUCACACCCUAUGAAAUAAUGCAUGGUAGACCACCCCCCAUCAUCCCUAACCUAAAAGAUGACCUUGUCAAAACUGAGAACGAUAAUGGUCUUGAACUCUUGCUCUCCCUACAAGCCUUGCAGAGGGUCCAUGAAGAUGUAUGGCCCAAAUUAAAAGAACUUUAUGAGACUGGACCCCCGCCUAUUCCUCAUCAAUUCUGACCCGGGGAUUGGGUCCUCGUCAAACAUCAUCAGCAGAGACUCGAACCCAGGUGGAAAGGACCCUUCCAGGUCAUCCUGACAAUGCCUACGGCCAUCAAAGUAGACAGAAUCACCGCCUGGAUCCAUUACACCCACGCCAAACCAGUGGACCCGUUCUCACACCUCAUCGGACCCUCAAAGACAACCUGGACUGUUGACCGGACUAAGGACAAUCCUUUAAAAUUGACCCUACGCCGCCAACGGACUAAACCGUAACUAUGGUACUUGCCCUCCUCUUGAUUGUUCUGCAAACUCUGUCUGUAGAUCCAAACCCCCACAACCCCUAUAAUUUGACAUGGGAA
This is a messenger RNA of Acinonyx jubatus (cheetah), 5339 nucleotides long. RefSeq lists its product as uncharacterized. NCBI's taxonomy places the organism in Eukaryota, Metazoa, Chordata, Mammalia, Carnivora, Felidae. The record is from RefSeq and is a predicted model, not a curated record. Gene Ontology annotation, biological process: virion assembly; DNA integration. Gene Ontology annotation, molecular function: nucleic acid binding; RNA-DNA hybrid ribonuclease activity.